Messenger RNA from Nerophis lumbriciformis (worm pipefish), 1374 nucleotides. It is a transcript of the gene olfm4.2, whose product is annotated as olfactomedin 4, tandem duplicate 2. The record is from RefSeq and is a predicted model, not a curated record. NCBI's taxonomy places the organism in Eukaryota, Metazoa, Chordata, Actinopteri, Syngnathiformes, Syngnathidae. Gene Ontology annotation, biological process: signal transduction.
AUGCUGCCCAUUCUGCUGCUGCUCCUACAAGUCCUAAGUCCAACUCUGGCCUGGAUACCAGUGGAGGACUGGGAGUCUGGCAAUGUGACGUCAUCAGUGGGGGAUUCGGGUCAGUGUGUUUGUCAGGUUUAUCUACCUGACACCAACUUUCCUGCUGACCGGGUGCAGCACAUGCAAGAAGUUAGCAAGGAUCUGAUCCAGGAAGUGCGUCUUCAAAAGAACAAGAUCGAGUCUUAUGAAGUGAAGUUGGAGGCCUACUUGAAAGAACUGCAAGCGCUGAAAAUUCGAGUGUCCAAUCUUGGGUCCAGUGCUGAGGACUACAUCAAACUGGACUUCGAGCUGCUCAGGAUUGAGCUGAGAGAGCUUGAGUCUCUGGUGUCUCAGCUCAAAGAUGCCUUCAAUUCCUCCUCCCCCAUGUUCGACUCACUCCAUAUUGAGAUCCGCAACAUGACCCUCAUCGUGAACCAGCUGGAGUCCUAUGACAAGAGCAACCUUCUAGUGAUCCGCAUCGAGUUUGCCAAACUGCAAAAGAAGCUGGAGGAGUGCCAGAAGGAACAGGAGUUCCUGAAGCCAGAUAUUGGCAACUGCAAUCACACAGGAAUCAUGAGCAUCAGCAAGCCCAUGGUUGCACAGCUGAACUCUCAUUUGCAGCCAGGUUACAUAUAUGGCGGCUGGGGGAAGGACUCCAAACCUGCCAGAGGCUCUGAGUCAAUGUACUUCUACAGCGGAUACAAUGCUCUCUUAACACAUCAGUUCUAUUUCUACCCAGACUAUAAAAACCUGCUUCUGAUGAAGGCGUCGAGGUUGGUUGAAAUACCGACUACUUACAGAGGCUACGGUAACAAUUACAUUGUUCACGGUAACGCCAUUUAUUAUCAGAGACACAUACCUUUCAGUAUGGGCAAGUUCAAUCUGAGCAGCAACCAAUACGAUUCAAGGGUGAUCCCAACAGCCAGCGCAGACUUCUCCUAUAUUUACUCAAGCUACCAAAAUAUGGACUUUGCAGCCGAUGAAACCGGAUUGUGGGUAAUGUACGCCUCUGAUGAGAGCAAAGGUAAAAUAGUCAUCGCAAAGGUGAAUGAGAAAGGCUUUGGCAUCGAGACGGUGUGGAACACGGCCGCCUUUAAACAGAUAACCAGUAACGCCUUCAUGGCCUGUGGAGUCAUGUACGCCACCAGGUCUCUGGACCUGAACACCGAGGAGAUCUAUUAUGCCUUCGACACUAAGACCGGAGAGGAGAAACACAUUAAUGUUCCCUUUCAGAAGUUCCAGGAGACAUUUUCCAACCUGGACUACAACCCCACUGAUCAGCUACUCUACAUGUACAACAACGGUUACUACGUGUCCUACCAUGUCAAGUUUAACAUGGGAUGA